AUGCCUCCCGUCGGUGCUGCGUUAUGGCGCAGUCUGCGCGCCCAUCAGGUCUACGGUGCGAACACCGAUGUCGGAAAGACCAUCAUCUCCACGGUGUUGUGUAAUGCCAUCCAACGCCAGAACCAGCAAGCGGCGUUCCUCAAGCCUGUCUCAACGGGUGCACUGGAUGAUGCCGAUGACCGGCAUUUGAGGCGCUUCGGGGCUGGGACCCUCACCAAGUGCCUCUACCAGUUUGAUGACCCAGUCAGCCCGCAUUUGGCGGCCAAAGACAAAGUGGUACGAACCCCCUCAAUAACUCAAGUCAGAAAAUUAAUAUUGAAACAGAUUCCACGCGAUGAUGAUCUUCUCGCGUCAAUACACAGAACUCUCUCCGGCUGGGCACGGUCGGACAUUGACUUCGCCCUGGUUGAGACGGCCGGCGGGGUGCAUUCUCCCGGUCCCAAUGGCAACUCCCAGGCAGACUUGUAUCGGCCACUUCGUUUGCCGAUUGUCCUCGUUGCGGACUCCCGCUUGGGGGGUAUUUCCUCUUCCAUCUCUGCUUACGAGUCGUUGCUCCUCCGCGGCUAUGACGUCUCAUCCGUUGUCCUGUUCCGGGACGAAUACUAUCAGAAUCAUGAAUAUUUACGAGACUACUUCAAGGGGAAGAGUAUUCCUCUAGUUUCCUUACCGGCACCGCCUCCUCGGCCGGACCAGUUGGAUGCCAGCUCUCAAUUGAGAGAUGAGGAAGCCAUGCUCAACUACUACCAAAAGUCUGCCAAGGAAUCGGAGAUCCUUCGACUCCUCGAAGGCAUGAACGAGAAAAAUGUCAAGCGCAUUGAGCGCCUGGAAGAGAUGGCGGAUCGUGCCCGCGACUUGAUCUGGUACCCCUUCACCCAGCACCAAGGGAUGAAAGCCAAGGACAUUACCGUGAUCGACUCCGCACACGACGACUAUUUCCAAACAUUUGGCUCCAGCGAGACCAAGUCAGAGAGCGAACUCCGCCCGACUUUCGAUGGCUCAGCGUCUUGGUGGACUCAGGGAUUGGGCCAUGGAAACCCUGAUCUGUCGCUCUCAGCGGCCUAUGCCGCCGGUCGGUAUGGCCAUGUCAUGUUUGCAGGCGCGGUUCACGAGCCCGCGCUUUCGCUAGCCAGUGAUCUACUGAAGACACUGGAUAAUCCACGUUUUACAAAGGUGUUCUACACAGACAAUGGAAGCACAGGAAUGGAGGUCGCCGUGAAAAUGGGUCUCCGUGCAUCUUGCGACCGGUACGGCUGGGACGCAAGCCAGGAGCAGAUCGGCAUUUUGGGACUGAAGGGUAGCUACCAUGGCGAUACGAUUGGUGUCAUGGACUGUUCGGAGCCUUCGACGUUCAAUCAGAAGGUUGAGUGGUACCGCGGCCGUGGUCAUUGGUUCGACUUCCCUCUCGUCAAGAUGGUCGAUGGGGCUUGGAAGGUUGAAGUUCCAAACGAGAUGAAGAAAGAUCUCGGCGAGGAUGCCGAGUUCUCUUCUCUGGAUUCGGUCUUCGACUUGGCCAAGCGUCAGAAUUCUGCGACAGCUCUUCGCUACAAGGAAUAUAUUCGCCGCACUAUUGAGGAUCUUGUUCAGCGCCAGGGCAUGAAGUUUGGUGCUCUGAUCUUGGAACCUGUGAUUCUCGGUGCUGGUGGAAUGCUCUUCUGUGACCCGCUGUUCCAGCGAUGCUUGACGGAUGUGGUCCGCGACCACCCCGAGCUGUUCUCCGAUAACGCGCCCGCUCCGAAGCAAUCCCCUUCGUGGUCCGGCUUGCCAGUCAUCUUCGAUGAAGUAUUCACCGGACUUUACCGUCUCGGUCGACGAACUUCUGCCUCUUUCCUUGGAGUCUAUCCCGAUGUCGCUGUCAAUGCCAAGCUUCUGACUGGAGGUCUUAUCCCUCUUUGCACGACUGUCGCCAGCGAGGAGAUCUUCAAUGCAUUUUCCAGCCCUGAAAAGAGCGAUGCCCUCCUCCAUGGGCACAGCUACACCGCCCACGCCGUUGGAUGCACAGUCGCCGUGGAUUCUCUGAAGACCAUGGCGAAGCUCGAUACCGACGGAUCAUGGGACAAGUACCGCGAAGACUGGCGAACCUCCUCCAACACUUCGAAUCAGUCGUCAGCUCCGAAUGUUUGGAGUGUCUGGUCCCAGGGCCUGCUUCAAGACUUGUCCUGCGCGGACUCUGUGGAGAGUGUCUUCGCCAUUGGAACCGUAUUGAGUAUCUCGCUUCGCGAUGCAGAGGGUGGUGGCUACACCUCCAACGCUGCCAAGGGGCUCCAGCAGAAGCUAGCAGCUGGCGGUGAUCAAUUCAAUGUUCACUCGCGUGUCCUCGGUAACAUUUUGUACUUGAUGUCUAGUGUGACUUCCAAGCCUGGAAAUCUGCAGGAGAUGGAGAGACUGCUCCGAUCCUCGUUAGCUUAG
Penicillium olsonii is the source of this 2406-nucleotide messenger RNA. NCBI's taxonomy places the organism in Eukaryota, Fungi, Ascomycota, Eurotiomycetes, Eurotiales, Aspergillaceae. The record is from the annotation of a GenBank genome assembly.